AUGGCGCUGGAAGGAACCAACAGUUAUGUUGCUCCUAGCAACCUAACAGAGCCCUCGGACUCCCUACCUAUCUUCGACGUCCAGCGGGUGCAGCUCCAGUUCCCUAUCGCCGCGGACUUCGUAGCGGCUCAAGUCGCAAACAAUGUUCUAGUGUUGGCGCUGUCGACUGGCCGCAUUCUCCGAAUUGAUCUCGAUACCCCUGAAGACAUUGAUGACAUCGACCUCCCAAAGAAGUCCUCGGAGACUGGUUUGAUCCGACGCAUGUUCCUGGACCCAUCAGCAUCUCAUUUGAUUGUCAGUACUACGCUUGGCGAGAACUAUUACCUUCAUACCCAGUCGCGACAGCCCAAGGCCUUGUCCCGGUUAAAGGGAGUCUCAAUCGAAAGCAUUGCCUGGAACCCUUCUCUACCCACUGCAUCGACUCGUGAGAUCCUCUUGGGAACCACUGAUGGCAAUGUCUACGAAACCUACAUCGAACCGUCUACGGAAUUCUAUCGGCGCGAGGAGAAGUACGUCGCUGCAGUUUACAAGGUUCCAGACGCCUCGCCAGUCAUUGGAAUAUGCGCCGAGCCCGUCCCCGCGAGACCCGAACAACGGAGGGUCUUUGUUGCGACAUAUGGAAAGUUGAUACACUUCCUAGGUCGUGCCGGAGCCACAAGGCAGGGCAGGGAAGGCGGUGGUUCCAUAUACACGGAGCUUUUUCAGCGCGAGACGCCUUCGAUCCAGGACGGCUCAAACCUGUCUGGCUCUGCGCCGGCCUCUCUGACGGUUUCCCCCUCUGCUUCCGGAGGCCCCCAGACAGAAGGAUCCAUGGAGAAGGAGUUCGCGUGGCUGAGUGCUCAAGGAAUCUACCAUGGGCAAUUGUCUUCUAGCGACCUAUUCGAACACGCGAGUCUCCUUCCACGCUCAAAAUAUCCAGCUUCUCAAUCUGCUCGCGGUGGUAGGAAAAUGAUCCAGGAUCCAAUCUCCUCAGUGACGUUAUCCCAGUGGCAUGUGUUGGCUCUGGUUGAAGGUCGAGUGGUUGCUGUGAAUCGCCUGAGCGAAGAAAUUGUGUAUGAUCAAGCUGUCCUGGAGCCUAGGCAGAGUGCUCUGGGCUUGUUGACCGACUUGACACAAAGCACAUACUGGCUGUUUACCGGGCAGGAGAUCUUUGAAGUUGUCGCUAAUGAUGAGGAUCGCGAUGUGUGGAAGGUUUUCUUGAAGGAAAAGAAGUUUGACGAAGCCCUUCAAUAUGCUCACAGUCAAGCACAGCGUGAUGCUGUCUUGACUGCUUCGGGAGACCAUCUUGCUGCAGGUGGUAACUUUCUGGAGGCAGCGAAAGUCUGGGGCAAAAGCAGCAAGGGCUUUGAGGAGGUUUGUCUGACAAUGGUGGAUAACAAAGAGUAUGAUGCUCUGCGGAAGUACCUUUUGUCUCAAUUAUCUACCUAUAAGAAGGCGUCUGUCAUGCAGAGAAUCAUGGUUGCAAGCUGGCUUGUGGAGCUUUUCAUGUCGAAACUGAAUUCUUUGGACGACAACAUUGCUACCAAGGCCGAGUUGACAGAGGGCGCCACCACGGGUGAGAUCAAGGAUCAACUGGGCAGCGUACGAGCCGAAUUCCAGGAUUUUGUGACCAAGCACAAGGCUGACUUGGACAAAAAAACGGUCUACGAUAUCAUCAGCAGUCACGGACGGGAGGCAGAGUUGCUAUUUUUUGCGACCAUCACCAACGACCACAACUACGUGCUGUCUUAUUGGAUUCAACGCGAGAAAUGGUCAGAGGCUUUGAACGUCCUGCAGCGACAGAGCGAGCCCGACGUCUUCUACAAGUACAGCAGUGUCCUCAUGACCCAUGCGGCUACUGAACUCAUUGAGAUUCUUAUGCGGCAGACGAACUUGGAUCCCGAGAGACUUAUUCCUGCCUUACUAAACUACAACAAGACUGCCAGUAUCUCUCUCAACCAGAACCAGGCCGUUCGUUAUCUGAACUUCAUCAUUGUCAACCACCCUCACCCAUCUGCUGCUGUUCAUAACACACUCAUCUCGAUUCAUGCCUCCAGUCCGUCAGCCUCGGAAGCCGGACUGCUCACUUAUCUCCAAUCGCAAUCCUCUUCACCACCUCUAUACGAUGCAGACUUUGCUCUUCGACUUUGUAUCCAGCACAAGAGGGUCCAAUCAUGCGUCCACAUAUACAGUGCGAUGGGUCAAUACCUUCAAGCAGUAGAGCUCGCCUUGGAACACAAUGACAUUGAGCUCGCGGCUAUUGUCGCCGAUCGCCCAGAUGGCAACGACAAGCUACGCAAAAAACUCUGGCUUCUGGUCGCGGAGAAGAAGAUCCGCCAGCCCGGUACAGGAAUCAAAGAUGCAAUUGAAUUCUUGCGCCGCUGUGAGCUUCUGCGCAUCGAAGAUCUCAUCCCCUUCUUCCCAGACUUUGUCGUCAUCGAUGACUUUAAAGAUGAAAUCUGUACCGCACUGGAAGAUUACUCGCGCCAUAUCGACGCUCUACGACAAGAGAUGGACAACUCCGCACAAACAGCUCGGCAAAUUCGCUCCGAGAUCGCUGGCCUAGAUUCCCGCUAUGCGAUUGUAGAGCCGGGUGAGAAGUGCUGGAUCUGCUCGUUGCCUCUUCUAAGUCGCCAGUUCUUUGUCUUUCCCUGUCAGCAUGCCUUCCACAGUGACUGUCUGGGUAAGGAGGUGCUGGAAGGUGCUGGAGGUAAGAAGAAAUAUAUUCGUGAUUUGCAGGGGCAGCUGAGCAAGAGCGAUAUUACCCCGUCACGACGAGACGAGAUUGUGAAGGAAUUAGAUGGACUGGUUGCUGAAGCCUGUAUCCUGUGCGGUGACCACGCUAUCAAGCAAAUCGACAAGCCCUUCAUCACGGCCUCGGAGACAACAGAUGAAUGGACUCUGUAA
This is a messenger RNA of Penicillium atrosanguineum, 2886 nucleotides long. RefSeq names its product vacuolar protein sorting protein DigA. Gene Ontology annotation, cellular component: HOPS complex; endosome. Gene Ontology annotation, biological process: intracellular protein transport; endosome organization; vacuole organization. The coding region runs from base 1 to 2886 and encodes 961 amino acids. NCBI's taxonomy places the organism in Eukaryota, Fungi, Ascomycota, Eurotiomycetes, Eurotiales, Aspergillaceae. Gene Ontology annotation, molecular function: protein-macromolecule adaptor activity. The transcript is spliced from 3 exons. The record is from RefSeq and is a predicted model, not a curated record.